UUAUGAUAGCGGCGCUCAAAAUCACUUCUCGACCGUAGGGCUGCAGCUCCUUCCAGACUUCGAACCUUUCAACUCCCGAGGCGACCUCGAGCACGCGUGGGACCAGCGGGUCGUGAGCAAAGAUGGGACAGUGCGCCCAGGACACGCGGAAGAGCUGGCGUAACGCGUUCUUCUCCAACAUUAAGGUCUUUGUGUUUUUUCAUUGCCUUCUUCAGCUGUCUCAGCUUCUCUACAGUUCCUAUAUCAAGAGCACUAUAACUACCAUUGAGAAGCGAUUUGAGCUGAACAGCUUUUCUUCUGGUUUUAUAUCAAGCCUUCAUGAGGUUGGGAAUGCAGCACUCAUUGUGUUUGUGAGUUAUUUCGGCAGUCAUGUACAUCGGCCACGAAUAAUUGGAAUUGGUGGACUCCUUAUGUCAGCAAGUGCUCUUUUACUGACUUUACCACAUUUUUUGUCUGAGCCAUAUCAAUUUUCUUCCAUUCCUUUUGGCAACAGUAGCAAGUCACAGGAACUUUGUCAGUGGCGGAGCAACAUUUCCAUGUCGCUGGCUACCCAGGCAAAGUGUGACCAGCAACUAUCUCAGAAAGUUAAGGAGACAAACAGUCUUUGGAUGCUAAUGGCAACUGCUCAAUUGCUUGCUGGCGUUGGCUCUGUUCCAAUCCAGCCCUUUGGAAUUUCUUAUGUGGAUGACUUUGCAGAUCCAAGAAAUUCAGCAUUAUACAUUGCUAUACUAUUCGCUGUAUCAGUUUUUGGACCCUCCAUUGGCUACCUGAUGGGCUCUGGAAUGCUGAGGAUCUACGUGGACGUGGGUAGAAUGAUACCAGGCUUGCCAGUUUUAACCCCCAGAGACCCUCGCUGGAUUGGAGCUUGGUGGAUGGGCUUGCUGAUAUCAUCUGGGUUUCUUGCCAUUAGCUCACUUCCAUAUUUCUUUUUCCCUCGAACGAUCAGUAAAGACACUGACACAUUGCCAGGUGAUAAUGAAAAUGCCAUACUUAAAGACACUUUAAAUAGAGAUGAAUCUUCUUUCUUCAGCUUCAUUCGCAAAUUCCCACGCAUAUUUGUGAGGCUGCUGUUGAAUCCUUUCUUUAUGCUUUUGGUCCUGACUCAGUGUUGCUUCUCUUCUGUAAUUGCUGCACUGGCCACAUUCCUCAGUAAAUUCCUCGAGAAACAAUAUGGUACCACAGCUUCGUAUGCCAGUCUAUUGAUGGGUGCCUUUAACUUACCAGCUGCUGCUAUAGGAAUGCUUCUAGGAGGAAUCAUUAUGAAGCGAAUGGCACUAUCUCUCAAAAUCAUCCCCAGAUUUUCUGUGGUUGUUUUGCUCAUCUCUGUUCUGCUAUGCCUCCCUCUCUUUUUCAUGGGCUGCCCCACACAGAGGAUUGCAGGGAUUUAUCCCAGUCAGGACCAAAAUAAAUAUCCUAUUGACAGGAAUUUACAAGGAUUGUGUAAUGUGGGUUGUGGCUGUUCUAAUCGCACCUUUAACCCUGUUUGUGGUUCUGAUAACAUAGAGUACUUAUCUCCUUGCCACGCUGGCUGUACAAACCACACUGAUAUAAAUUCUCGAGGAUCUGUGACAUAUACCAACUGUAAAUGCAUUGGUAAAGGAGAGUCAGGAUCAGCUCGUUCAGGCUCAUGCCUCACGGAAUGUUCUGAGUUUCUUCUGCCUGUCAUAGUUAUCAUCUCCUUGGCAAGUCUUGUGGCCAGCCUCUCACACAAUCCUAUUUAUAUGACGGUUUUAAGGAUGGUAGCAAGUGAAGAAAAAUCGUUUGCCAUAGGAGUCCAGUUCUUGCUCAUGAGAGUACUCGCAUGGCUUCCAGUUCCGGCAGUAUUUGGGAAAGUGAUAGACACAUCUUGCAUCAGAUGGAGUUCACUUUGUACAGGGAGGACAGGUGCUUGUAUUUAUUAUGACAAUGAUAUUCUAAGGAACAGAUACCUUGGGAUCCAGAUUGGCUACAAACUCUUGGGUAUUUUUCUGCUGAUUAUCUUCAAUUGGAAAAUGAAAAGAACCGAUGAGUAUAACUUUCCAACUAAAGCUGACUUCUGAAUGUUUGCCAAAGCGGAGGACUGCUCUCAACAAAGCCUUUUCUUGCCAUAUUAAUGGAGGAUUCAUCCAUCAUCAGUUGAAGGUUUUGCUAUACACUGUUAACAACACCUGCAGAGACAUGAAAGGACUCCAUUGCUGCAAGAUGCUCAUUGAUGGAAACAAUACAUAAGGGCAGAGAGAAGAAGACUGUACUCGUAUCUUCUCAGACUAGGAACCCCAGAAGAAAUAGAAUCAUUGAAGAGGGGCUAAGGAAAAUCCAUCCAACCAAUUAGAGAAAUUAUGUGAUAUUUCCUCAUAUUUCACUGCAUAUUACAUGCAGAUUAAUGUUUCUUUGGAAAACCAAAAGGUAUACUCCACUUCAGCUUUGUUACGUUUCUACAUAUUCCUCACAGGGUGUCCACAAUCAAAUUAAAAGGGUCCUGGUAGUGAUAAAUAUGUAUUGAAAUUCCCCAAAUGAAUUGCACUUAAGAAAUAUUUAUGAUAGUUACAUCAUUCUUCUUUUAACAAAAUCAAACUCUUAUCUGUAGGGCAUACGUUUCAUAUAAAGUGUUCAUUUAUUCUACAAAUUAUCUUUUUUAACAUUUUAUUUAACUUCAUUUUCCCUGAUGCUUCUGUACCAUAUUAAAGUAUUUGCAGUUGGAUUAAACUUGUUCAUAUGUGAUAGGUAAAAUGUGCAGAUUUAAUUGGACUCUUUUCUGAAGUUUGCCCAGAAUAGAUCAGUAUUUUGUAUUGUUUAGUCUUUAUUAAGUGCUCACGUUAUAUAAAACAGAUGUCUAAGGCUGAUUUGGAGUUUGACUCAAAAAAAUGAAUUACCAAUCAUAAGAGUGCUUUUCUCUGCCGCAUCUCCGCUGCAGGACCACAAUCAUUUACUCCUACCUUUUUAUUCCGCCAUUUCUCAUAGUGCAGUCACCAAUGUUUAAAUUUUCUUUUUUAACCUCGACCCAUUGCACUAAAAGCGGACUUAAAGGUGCCACAUGAUGUAAACAUUUUAUUGCCUGGGAUGAGAGCUUUCUGAAGUGAAGCUGAUUAUUGUGUCUGUGAUGAUGAGUGACACCAUUUAGCGUCAAAGAGCUAGCUUUGCCAGUACCUACAAUCCAAUACACAAAAACAUUUUCAUGCAGGCCAGAUAGGGAAUGAUUUAUGACAAUGCCUUCCAAAGGCUAGCUUUCUAACUGAAGUAGUAUUUAAACAUGAAGAUUUCAUAAAAUGCUUUCUGGUACUUCUCAAACCACUGCUGAUAUGACAAAUCAUUAAUUUAGUGUGUGUGAUGCCAAUAUACAGUUAUAUAUUUUAUGGAUACCAGACAAACAAGUGUAGUGUGUUUUAAUAUUCAGGUUCAUAUUGGAUGAAAUUGAUGUUGAAUAUUGAUGUAGCAAUUUUUCGGGAUAAAGCAUGUACUGAUGUUUUUAUAUUCUUUCCAAGAUGGCCCACAUCCCAGUCCCCGACCUGAGAAUAAACUCACUGCAUUUGUGCUCACAGAAUCCACUACACAGUUGACACACAAGUGCAAAAAAAAAAAAAAAAAUCUCAUACCCGUCAUUUUAUUUGCAGUGACAUCUUUUGAAUUUAUUGCAGUUUUAUUCUUAGCAAAGAUUAUACAUUUUUUCUAUUUAAAUCUAAAUGAGCAUAUGGCACAUUUACUGCACUCCUCCAUUUUCCUAACCUGCUAAAUCAACCUCCAGAUUACAUGAUAAGCCACAUAUGAGGUCUCUCUGAAACAACUCUACCAACAAAACAAAUUUCACUCUUGGAGGAAUAAAAUCAGAGCUGAUUUGUAUUGGGUUUUUUUUCCUUCCAUUUACACAAGGCUUGAACAUCUGAUGCAUACUUUUAGGCUGGGGUAAAUGUAUGUAAAUGAUAUUAAGCACAGGGAAACAAUGAAACAACAUAACAGGUCACUGUGUACACAGACAAACCUCACACCUUACAAGGAGACAACAUACUGUAUGCAUACAUUUGAUAUUUAUAUGCAUACACAACCCCAUACAAGAAUAAUAUAUGUAAAGACUUUACUUUCUUGGCAAUAAUGCAGGAGAUAUUUGGGUUUCUAAGGUUCAGGCUGCUGAGGAAACGCAAACAGUAUGUGAAAACCUUUAGAGGAGCCUCAUUUUGCCCUGCAACACCUGUCCUUUAGGACAAAUAGAUUUACACUUGCUUUUGCAAUAGAUGCAUAUGUGUGAAUGAAUGUAAUUACAGAUUUAAGAAGCUUGACUGUAGACCAAGUCUGACUAAAGAAAAUGUGGAGCUUUGCGGUCUCUGGCACUCCUUCGAGCCAUUAUCUGAAACAAACAAAGCCUCCCAGGUACACAGCAAGGAAGGCCAAACUUAAAAAAUGCCUUUCAGCCUUAUGUUGACGCUGCUCUGGUGCCUUGGAUUUACAGCCUGAUAGUGAGACCAACUAGCCAAAGGUUCAUACCACAGUCUGCACUCAUAAAGGCAAGUGAUGUAAGAAAAUGCUCUUAUACUGUUUUUUAUGACAUGAGUGGAUUAACAGUCAAUUUAUUAAAAAGCCUUUUUUGUUUAAGCAGCCCAUAUGGAGACUGUUAGCUAAACAUUCAGUCUUAUAAAAGCAAUAUAUGAUUAAAUUCUCUGUAAACCACCAUGUCUAAGAAGAAAGAAAUGCUGAAAGAAAGGAAUAUUGCUGCCUUCCAGAAAUAGGGCCAUUGCUCACCGACAAGGCUUCUUUGUUUUCAUCCCACUAAUAGGUGGUUCAAAGAAAACCUGCCCUAAUGACCUUUUUAAAAACAAAUCCUCCUUAAUCACAAGUGUUCAGAGGAAAAAAUCAAGACAUUUAAGAGUAACAAAGCAAGUUUGUUGAAGUUGGAUUUGGCUUUGCUGUAGAGAUGGCCUGGUGUGCAAUUGUUUUUCAUUCUGCCCGUCUUUUAUGUAUAUUAGGUUCACAUCAACUUUUAUCAGAAUGAAUGUUGAGAUCAUUCAUAUAUGUACAUCCUUUUAUUCUGAAAUAGCUAUGCAAUAUACAAACUUACAUUUUAAUAUCACCUUUAAACAAGAAGCAGUUGUUAGCUCCAACGACACAGGUAGUGCCCCUCUCAACAUGAGAUUUCUAAUGUUUGCCUCAUUCAUGCUGGUGCUGGCAAAGGGCAUUCCUAGUAGCCCCAAAGUGCUGAACACAGUUUUUUAUUAUAACUGAUUAUUGGCACACUAUCCAGGGUUGAACCCCACCGUGCACCCGUUGCUGCUGGCAAAGGCAGCUGCUCUCCACACUCUACUGGACAAGCAGGUUAGAAGGUUGAUGGAUGACAGGAUUAGGAAUAAUGAUUGAAAUCUGAAUUAUAAUUGUGAUAAUUCCUUGAAGAUUAACUAUGCAGUGUUGUGCAGUAACAAGGACUCUGUGCUUCAUAUCAUAAAGCUGUCAGAUCCCAAUUUUACUUCACUGUGUAAGUCAGUAAGUGCCUUGUUUGUAAAGAAAAAAAAAGUCUCUCAAUCAGAUAAGUGAAUAGCCAAACACACCACUAACCUCAUUAACGUUAUGCUUACUCCAGGAAACAUUUCGAUAAAAAAUGUUUAAGUUAAUCAUGUAAAUACCAAAAUGUCCUCAUAAAUGCAUUAGGACAGGCAUAUCCAGUGUCUGUGUUGUACUAAUUCACAUUUAGUACAUGUACUUCGUGUGAUUUGUUUUGAAACAGACACCAACACAUAGCCUGACGUCACAUUUGGGACUGUAGAAGCGUGUUUCUUUGCACUGUGUUCUAAUAUGUUUUCUCUUGCUUGACCAUGAGACAGUAGGAUGUCAGUGCCUGAACCACAUCAUCGAUGUGUCCCUUGUGUUAUUUUCGUCUACCACCGGGCAAAUCAUAGUGACAUCCACAUUUCUACUGACACAAACAUUGGCGGUUACUGCAUUGUGAACAGUGCUUAGAGGUCUAACAUCUUUCUUGUCUUUCUACUUGAUUGCAAUCAUUUUGCCUUUUUGCCUCAGCAUUACAUGACUGAAGUCACCAAACAUAUCACGGCAGUUCAGUCAUGCAGUGCUGUAUGCAUCAGCUUCACUUUGCAUGUCAAUGUUUGGUGACCAAUUUACAUUGUUCUCAUUAUCCCUUGAUUCAGGUUCUGUUUGUCCUAAAACUGGCUUUACAGCUUCUUGAUUACAUGCCAUUGUGUUUUCAUUGAAGGCUCCGGCCCGCUCUUGAAUAUUGUUGAGUUAUCUUAGAGUGGCAAACCACAUAGAAAUGUUGAUGAUUUUUUGUAGCAUGAUGUUAUUUCAUCCAUACUAGAUGUCAGCAGAAUACUGUCCCAAGCAUAUUUGGGCUUAACACUGUAAAGCAGAUCAUUACACGUCACUUCAAUUUUGACUCAGGCUUAACCAUUAUUACUUGAAAUUUCAAGAAUGAGAGAUGCUUGGGGUUAACACCAAGGAGGUUAAACAGUCAAGCAGCUUGUUUUGGGUAACAUUUAUUCUGAUAGGGUAGUGGACCCAAUGGCACAGUAUAUUAAGCAAUAAUAAAUAAAAAUUACAUUAUAAGGCAAAUCGAAAUUUUAUAUGAUUGUGUGCAAUUUUAAGGCAUUUAACAAAAAAAGAAAUCAUUGACAACCUAAGAUGAAAAGAAUGUAUGGCACAGGCACACAUCUCCAUGAUACUCUCUGUGUGCAAGUUGGCAAGUACUGCUGGGCAGCUACCCAGCGUAUCCUAUUGAGGCCAACAUGGCCAAAACAAAAAGACCAUGAUAAUCUAAUGUCUUACUGUCAUAUCUCAUUGAGCAUUAUUGCCUGGUUCUAGGAUUUCUGAAGUAA
This is a messenger RNA of Polypterus senegalus (gray bichir), 6791 nucleotides long. RefSeq names its product solute carrier organic anion transporter family, member 2A1 (gene slco2a1). Gene Ontology annotation, biological process: transmembrane transport; prostaglandin transport; sodium-independent organic anion transport. Gene Ontology annotation, cellular component: membrane. Lineage: Eukaryota; Metazoa; Chordata; Cladistia; Polypteriformes; Polypteridae. The record is from RefSeq and is a predicted model, not a curated record. Bases 123 to 2039 code for a protein of 638 amino acids. Gene Ontology annotation, molecular function: protein binding; prostaglandin transmembrane transporter activity. The transcript is spliced from 14 exons.